ACACACAAACACACACGCAGCCUGUCCGGGUAGGAUGGGACCAGAGCAGAGCAGCAGCCACAUAUCCGUGCACGCCUGACCGCUAAGACUACUUCCUGGACCGAAAGAAUGGGACGUUUCCAGCAACACUUUUCCCCUUCAACCUCCGUCUCGCUGACGCCGCGGAUAAUCACUUCAUAAUGACCGCGUAUGAUCAAUAAUAUUCGACCACUUUUUUUCCUGUAGUUAACGACAGCGAUUGAUUGCCGAUCGACUCCCCCCCCCACCCUCACCAACCCCUUUUCCUCCUCCUUCUUCUCUCUCUCCACCUCCUCCUGCUUUUUUCUCCCCACACUUCGGGAAUGUCGCUGCGUGGAAGCCCGCUGCAGACACGGAGGACUCCACCAACAACACGCGUUGAAUUGUUUCCUGCACAGCCUCUGCGUGCUCGCCGCUUUAUUCCUCGAAGCUAAGGAGAGCAGCCCGUGCUCGGCCCGGAGGCGAGUGAAUCUGGCUCCCCCCCACCCCCUUACCACCACCACCACCACCACCACCAAGGCACUGACUGUAUCCUGUGACCGUCAAGCCGAUCCUGUACUUUGAUGCUCUGCCUGCGUGGCCGCCGUGACAACUUCGGCUUUUAGUGCGUAAUUCUUCCUAAAGGACAAACAGCGGCGGCGGCGGCGGCAGAAGAAGAGGAAGAAGAAGAGGAGGAGGAGAGGGGGGGUUUAAAAAAAAAAAAAAAGGACUAACUUAAUCACCCGUUGCCUUUUCUUGUUGCUCUCGAUGAGUAGUCUAACAUGCGGAAAAUACGGGAACCGAGUCACUGGUGGAUUUUAACCCUGCUGUUUUUAACCUUGCCCGAAAACAAAGACUGUCAGCCCGUUGCAUCGGGUGACCAACCUCGCUUCACUGGAGGCAGCCGUCCUGGGAGCACAGGCGUAAUGAGGGAGAGGAGGACAGCUGGUGACCCCUACUGGUCCUAUUCAGGAAGCCAUGGGCCUCGAGGCUGGCCAGCUUCGUACCCAGAGUGUGCUGCAAAGAACCAAUCACCUGUGGACAUUGUGGAUGAACAAGCCUUGGGCCGGGACGAGUAUCAGGAGCUGGAGCUGGACAAGUUCAACAUUGAGUCGUCCAACCAGACCACCAUGAAGAACACUGGAAAGACAGUUGCUGUGCUCCUGAAGGAUGACUACUUUGUAAGAGGCGCUGGACUGCCAGGGCGCUUUAAGGCUGAGAAGAUGGAGUUUCACUGGGGCCAGAGUAAUGGAUCAGCAGGCUCAGAGCACAGCAUAAAUGGCAGAAGGUUCCCCGUAGAGAUGCAGAUCUACCUUUACAAUUCAGACGACUUUGACAGCCUCAGCGCGGCCAUCAAGGAGAGACGCAUCGUCGCUGCCAUGGCCGUCUUCUUCGAGCUUGGGCAAAAGGACAACCCAGCUGUGGACCCAAUCAUCCAGGGAUUGAAAGGAGUGGUGCACCAUGAAAAGGAGACCAACCUCAGGUCAUUCAUCUUGAGGGAUCUGCUGCCGUCGUCGGUGGACAGUUAUUACCGAUACACCGGCUCUUUGACCACGCCGCCCUGCAGCAAAGUGGUGGAGUGGAUCAUCUUCUCCAGGCCCGUGUAUCUGUCCCACUCACAGCUGGAAGCUUUUUACUCCAUCUUCACAACGGAGCAACAGGACCAUGUCAAGUCUGUGGAGUACCUGACAAACAACUUCAGGCCCCUGCAGGACCUGAACAAUAGGAAGAUUUUUAAGUCGGCCGUGAAAGAUGCAUGGCAGAAAGAUUUGACUGAGAUACUAGGAAGCCCACACAGCACUGAGGCAUCUAGAGUGUGCAGCAGCGCGCCGGUGAGCAUGAAGAUCCAGCCGCUGAACGAGACGGCCUUGAUGGUGAGCUGGGAACGCCCCCUGACAAUCUACCACCCCCCCAUCACCAGUUACAUGGUCUCUUACAGCUGGGUGAAGCGGGACGUCGCAGACGAGAAGACUUUUAUAAAGACGGGAGACCAGAGCAUGAAAGCGGUCAUUAAUAACGUGUCCCCGGACCUGCUCUACCUGUUCCGGGUGCAGGCAGUGUGUCAGCAUGACCUACGCAGUGACUUUAGCCAGACGCUGCUGUUCAGAGCCAAUACAACAAGGAUCUUUGAAGGGUCUCGCAUCGUGAAGACUGGGAUGGUUAGUUGGCCAGAAGAUGGCAGCCCCACAGUAUCCCCAGCUUCCUCGGCUGAUAUGGCUCCCAUCAGCUCAGGCUCCUCCACCUGGACGUCCUCUGGUAUCCACUUCUCCCUCGUGUCAAUGGCUACAGGGAUGGGCCCCUCCUCCAGCGGCAGCCAGGCCACGGUGGCGUCGGUGGUGACCAGCACCUUGUUGGCGGGGUUGGGCGUCGGCGGCGGGGUGAUCUCCUCGUUGCCCAGCUCUGUUUGGCCCACACGGACUCCUCCGGCAACUCAGAACCCAGCGCAUCCAAACACCCCGCCUUCGAAGCCCAGCACUGAGCAGGCGGCCACCCAGGGCGCCGAGAGUGAGAAGAAGGUCGGGGAAAAACAGGCCGCCGGUGAGGGGGGGGAGGAGGAGGAGGAAGAAAACGGCGAAAAGGAAGAAGAGGAGGAGGAAGAAGAGGAUGAGAAAAGGAAAAAGGACAAUAAUUCACCUGAUAAUGAGGAGAAGCAGUCAAACAGCACCGUGUCCGCAGAGCCUUUAAUCCCUACCCCCGCAUCUACAGCCAAAGAGAAAGGAAAGGGCAACCCGACAGCCGCAGCCCCUGCAAGGACGGACGACGGCCGCUUGGAAAAGGAGGGGAAGAGACCCACAGACGUAAACACAGUCUCCACCCAGGAGCCGCAUAAUGACAGCGCCGAGAUGCAGAUUCCUCAGAGCUCGACCGUAUCUCCAAAGGAUAAAAGUGAUGGAAAGGGUCACUGGCCUUUUUCCGUCCACACUGAUCAAACCGUCUUGUCCAACGUGACGCGGACCCCUCACCCGGGAAUGGGCCGGAUGGUGUGGAUCGUUCCCCUGGUGGUGGUGUCUGCUCUCACUCUGCUGUGCCUCAUCAUGCUGCUGAUCGUGAUGGUCUACUGGAGGAGAUUUUUCCAGACGGCUCAUUUCUAUGUGGAGGAGAGCAGCUCUCCGCGGGUGGUGGCCAAUGAGAAUAUCCCCAUCAUCCCUAUACCAGACGAUAUGGACGCCAUUCCUGUAAAGCAGUUUGUUAAGCACGUCAUGGAGCUCUACAAAAGCAACAUGCAAGGUUUUGCAGAGGAGUUUGAGGAGGUCCAGCGCUCCACAGUCGACUUAAAAAUCACCGCUGAACAUUCCAAUCAUCCUGACAACAAGCACAAAAACAGAUACAUCAACAUUGUAGCCUAUGACCACAGCAGGGUGAAAUUGCGAGCUUUGGCGGGGAAAGAUGCCAAACAUUCGGAUUACAUCAACGCCAACUAUGUGGAUGGCUACAACCGUCCCAGGGCUUAUAUCGCCGCUCAGGGUCCUCUCAAGUCUACGUUCGAAGACUUCUGGAGGAUGGUGUGGGAGCAGAACACGGGAAUUAUUGUCAUGAUAACCAACCUGGUGGAAAAAGGCAGGAGGAAAUGCGACCAGUACUGGCCGACGGAGAACAGCGAGCAGUACGGAAACAUCGUGGUGACGCUGAAAAGCACCAAAGUGCACGCCUGCUACACUCUGCGCCGCUUUCUUAUAAGGAACACGAAAGUUAAAAAGGGUCAGAAGGGGAACCAGAAAGGGAAGCUAAAUGAACGCAUCGUGAUCCAGUAUCACUACACUCAGUGGCCUGACAUGGGAGUACCAGAGUAUACCCUCCCUGUCCUCACUUUCAUCAACCGCUCCUCAGCGGCUCGUACUGCAGACAUGGGUCCCGUCCUGGUGCACUGCAGUGCCGGGGUCGGGCGCACAGGAACGUACAUCGUCAUCGACAGCAUGCUGCAACAAAUCAAGGACAAAAGCACAGCCAGUGUCCUGGAUUUUCUCAAACAUAUACGCACACAACGCAACUACCUUGUCCAGACUGAGGAACAGUAUGUGUUCAUCCACGAUGCGCUGAUGGAGGCCAUCCUCAGCAGGGAGACGGAGGUGCCGGCCUGGAAGCUGCACGGCUACGUCAACAGCAUUCUGACGCCCAACUCGGCCAGCCGCACGCGGCUGGAGAAGCAGUUCAGGCUGCUGAGUCAGUGCAACACGCGCUUUGUCGAGUGCUUCAGCGCACACAAAGACUGCAACAAGGAGAAGAACCGCAACUCCUCGGUGGUUCCCUCGGAAAGAGCAAGGGUUGGACUCACCACCCUGCCUGGCAUGAAAGGAACAGAUUACAUUAAUGCAUCCUACAUAAUGGGCUACUACAGGAGUAAUGAGUUCAUCAUUACCCAGCAUCCUUUGCCCCACACCACCACAGACUUCUGGAGGAUGAUUUGGGACCACAAUGCUCAGAUUAUCGUCAUGCUGCCUGACAACCAGGGGCUGGCUGAGGAUGAAUUUGUUUACUGGCCGAGCCGAGAAGAGGCCAUGAACUGCAUCGCCUUCACUGUAACUCUCAUCAGUAAGGACAGACUGUGCCUCUCCAACGAGGAGCAAAUCAUCAUCCACGACUUCAUCUUGGAGGCCACGCAGGAUGAUUAUGUUCUGGAGGUGAGACACUUUCAGUGCCCCAAAUGGCCAAACCCAGACGCUCCUCUCAGCAGCACCUUCGAGCUCAUCAGUGUCAUCAAGGAGGAAGCCAUGACCCGAGAUGGCCCCACCAUUGUGCACGAUGAGUGUGGCGCCGUGUCGGCGGGCAUGCUCUGCGCCCUGACCACGCUGUCCCAGCAGCUGGAGAGCGAGGGCGUCGUUGACAUCUAUCAGGUGGCCAAGAUGAUCAAUCUGAUGAGGCCGGGGGUCUUCACUGAUAUAGAGCAGUACCAGUACCUUUACAAAGCCAUGCUGAGCCUGGUCAGCAACAGAGAGUGCAGCCUGAGUCCCACUCACACGGACACUAACGGGGUGGUGGUGAUCGCAGACGAGUCGGACCCCGCCGAGAGCAUGGAGUCGCUCGUCUGAGGACAUUCCUGCAGGCACUUAAUUUGUAAAAAAAAAAAGAACAAACAAAAAAAACCACCGAUCCAAGAACUUUUCUGAGGCCUUUUUGCCAGACUAUUGAUUAAACGAAUAACCUUAUUACUUUUUUAUACUGAUAAAAAGGUUUUUUGAUAUUUAUGUUUUUUUUUUCCUGUCCUUUAUUUCUUGUCUUAAAUGUUCUCCUGCUGAGCGUUUGCACCUGUUUUAAGUUGACAUAAGGAAAAAGCAGCUCUGUCCACUUUGCACUAAACUAUCAGUGUUACUGCCUACACCCAGCGAGUGGAAGAAAACCUCGGGGUAUGGGGUCGGGGGGGUGUUUCGGACCGCAUCGAGACAAAAACCUGAAGCAUGAAGACCGGGAUGAGUUGAGGCGAUCCACCUGAAGUAAAGUCUUAAACCACUUCAUCACAUCGUUUGGCAGCCCGGCAUGUAUUCUCUGUCACUUUGUCACCGUUUCGAGGCUCCACUUCUCUUUUUAAUCAUGUGAACAGACUUUCAGCUGCUUCUACAUAAAUGUCCCAGAAUCUCACUGCUGUCCUGUAAAAUGUACCUAUGGCUUAAUUAUUUUUGGUUCAAAUCUGUUGCGACAUCUAAUGUGAACAUUUAUUGCUUUUUACAGGGAUUUAUAUUGUUGUAUUGUUUUGUAAUAUAUAUAUACAUAUAUAUUAUCUUUAAUAGCCCUGUUAUGUUUAUUUCUGUACUACUAGAUCCAUACUCCAGGGGGGGAGGUGCUGUAGUUUAUGUACGGCCUGCAAAUCUCCAGCCCUGUUCUUACUUUUUUUAUUUUUUUUGCUUUUUCUUUACGGCUUUAGUUGUUGCUUCUCCUAACCUCAGCAAGUCACAGCUCAGCCGUUUAACACACGUAUCUGUACCGACACGACGCAAUGCCUACUAGAAAACGUACAAAAAAAAAAAAACUUUGAAAAAGAAAAAAAAAACACGAUUCACUCUGCACAAAGUUUUUCAUGUUUUAUUUUAAAGCGUUUUGUCGCAAUGUAAUUCGAAUCUGUUCCCGGCACUGAUCAUCACGCAAAGGGAUUUCAAAAUCAAGGUGAAAACAAAUUUUUCGCUGGAUGUAUGGCUGACAGUUUCCAAAUCGGUGUUUAUUUCCUUACUGUUGGAUCAACGUAUCUUUGUGCUUGUGGAUGCUUCUGGUUUUUCUCCCUGCCAAGCUGCUCUGGGUCACUGACUCCACCACAUCGCCGUUCUGUUUUUAGGACAUACCUGCAGAAGUUUAACUGCAGCAACACUUGAUAUUUCACUGUUUCAUUAGACUUUACUGACGACGAGCAUCUUCACUUGAUCCUCCCUGUGAAGUUUUAAUUCAGUGCCUUGGAAGUCAUUCCAGUCUCUGACUGGUUAAUUUUUUUUUCCUGCAAAGAUGUAACCUUAAUUUGCUUUCUUUAUUCAGUCCUAAUUUAUCAUGUUAGUUGGGCUUGGAUCCAGAACCGGCCAGAGGCAAAGGCAAACUAAGCUGCUGCUUCAGAUUCCCCAGCCAGGAGGUUCCCUCCAAAAGCGUUUAAGCUCUUAUAUAUGCGAUAGAUCUCAAAACUCAUUAAAUAGUUUUUUGGCAUUUGAAGUCAAGAAUGAGAUCACUUUACAACACGUUAGUUUUCACAAUAGUGGCUUUAAAAGAAUUUACCAUUUUUAAUUAGCUCAAAAUCAGUAAAUAUAACCUUUAACUUCAUCUAGGUUUUAAAUUGACAAAUGUAUGUUUAUAAAUAGUACAAAAAUAAUAUUGUCCCACAUAUCCAUUUCUCGGUUCUUUUGUCACAUUCAAAUGUUUCUGGUUAACAGACAAGGAUAACAUGAUUAAAUACAAAAUGCAGUUUUCAAAUAAUGAUUAAAUAUAUUAAGGAAAAAAGGCUUAUGUCCAACUACACCUCAUUCUAUUUGCAGACGUAAUUGCCACCUUAGCCUAAUAAGUGGUUGUGAAAAAAAAACUAUCAUCAAAUGGCUGUGUUAAGUGGCAAUUAGUCUUUUAGCUCCUAUGGGGAAACUUUGGUUCAUUUCUCUUCACAGAAUGGAUUUAUUUCAACCAUAUUGGAGGAUUUUAAAGCAUGAAAGGCCUCUUAAAGGGCACAGCAGAGCGUCUCUCUUCGAUUCAAGUCCGGGCUUUGACUAGGCUUCUCUGCAAUGCUGCUUUUGCUCUCUUGCUUGGCAUUGAAUCUUGAACUCCGGUCUUAAUUGAGACAAAAGAGCACUCGCAGUGCUUUAGAUGUCGAGGGUCCUUCUGUGACCUCCGGGAUGAGAUGUCAAUGCGCUCUUGAAGUAAUUUGGGUAUAAAGGCUCUCACUGGUCCCACGGGCUUGAAAAAAGGUUUUUAACUAUUUCCAGACUGACAGAUUUUAAUGACUUGUCAUUUUCCCUUAAUAAAGGAAAUCAUGGUUUGAAAUCAGGUUUUUUUUUUUUUUACUUUUGAUUUAGUUAGGAAGUCUUUCUCCAGUAUUUGUUUUAUGGUCUGAAACAUUGAAGUGUGACAGAAGAAACCUGUGGGGGUAAUAUGUUUCACAGCACUGUAGUAAACCUUAUGCAGGUAGGUCUAUACCGACUGAUAGGUUCCCGAAUUAACAUCUGCCUGUGGCGCCAUUGAACCUCCGGCCAACCCUGCUUAUAUAGUGGCAUAUUUAACACCUUUUUCACUGCCAUUAAACACAGAAAUGUCUUAUUAUGCACCCUGAUUCAUUCAGAUAAUGAAAGUAUUUGCUGCUAUUUAACAUUUCAUGAAUUUAUAGAAUUUAUUUUCACCUUGACAUGAGCGUCUGCUGAUCAGUGUCUCAUUUAAAAAAAAAAGAAAAGAAAACUCUGUGAAUAAAUAAAACAUGAAAAAAGUAAUAAUCCAAGGGAGGUGAAAACUUUUCUAUAGACACUGUACUUUCCUUCUUGGUGGGUUGAUGCUUUAUUUGUAACCAAAGAUGUGGUUCCAGUUUGCGACAUGUUAAGUGGUUUUGUCCUAAGAUCUAUUUAACCGACGAGCGUUUGAAAUCAAAUUGUUGCGUACAGAUUUUCCAGUGUCAGAGGUGUGAAUUUUAACCAGAGUUUAAGCAUGUUUCUGUUCGAGCCUCAGGAACUUGCCUUCCGGAGAAGUUUUACUUUCGUGAUGCUUUCCUCACUCUAGUAAACAAGGUUAAACAUUCAGACUGUAAAAUUGUAUUUUAUCCAGGCCGAAAUUCCGUCUCUGCGUUAUUUUGUGGCUAUAAUUAUAAUCCCUUUUCAACCCUGAA
Molecule: messenger RNA, 8266 nt
Organism: Fundulus heteroclitus (mummichog)
Lineage: Eukaryota; Metazoa; Chordata; Actinopteri; Cyprinodontiformes; Fundulidae
Gene: ca16b
Product: carbonic anhydrase XVI b
Exons: 29
Coding region: 780-5024 (1414 amino acids)
Biological process (GO): protein dephosphorylation
Molecular function (GO): protein tyrosine phosphatase activity; protein binding
Source: RefSeq, a predicted model, not a curated record